Lipotes vexillifer (Yangtze River dolphin) is the source of this 2952-nucleotide messenger RNA. It is a transcript of the gene PIGG, whose product is annotated as phosphatidylinositol glycan anchor biosynthesis class G (EMM blood group). The transcript has 13 exons. The coding region runs from base 1 to 2952 and encodes 983 amino acids. Gene Ontology annotation, cellular component: endoplasmic reticulum membrane. Gene Ontology annotation, biological process: GPI anchor biosynthetic process. The record is from RefSeq and is a predicted model, not a curated record. NCBI's taxonomy places the organism in Eukaryota, Metazoa, Chordata, Mammalia, Artiodactyla, Lipotidae.
AUGCGGCUGGGCUCCGGGACCUUCGCCGCCUGCUGCGUAGUGAUCGAGGUGCUCGGGGUCGCGCUCUUCCUCCGAGGAUUCUUCCCGGCUCCCGUUUGUUCCUUUUCUGGGACGGAGCACCAAACAGAGUCCCCAGCGCCCGAACCCUCGGCUGGAGCCAUUUCCAACUGGACCAAGCUCCCACCACCUCUCUUCGGUAAAGUUGUUAUUAUGCUGAUAGACGCCUUGAGAGAUGACUUUGUGUUUGGGUCAAAGGGUGUGAAAUUUAUGCCCUACACAACUUAUCUUGUGGAAAAAGGAUCAUCUCACAGUUUUGUGGCUGAAGCAAAGCCACCUACAGUUACUAUGCCUCGAAUCAAGGCGCUGAUGACAGGGAGCCUCCCCGGCUUCAUCGAUGUCGUCAGGAACCUCAAUGCCCCCGCGCUGCUGGAGGACAACGUGCUCGCACGAGCGAAGGCAGCGGGGAGAAGAAUCGUCUUUUACGGAGAUGAAACGUGGGGGAAGUUAUUCCCGAAGCAUUUCGUGGAAUAUGAUGGAACAACCUCUUUUUUUGUAUCAGAUUAUACGGAGGUGGAUGAUAAUGUUACAAGACAUUUGGAUAAAGUAUUAAAAAGGCGGGAUUGGGAUGUGUUAAUCCUCCAUUACCUUGGGCUGGACCACAUCGGCCACAUUUCUGGGCCCAAGAGCCCGCUGAUCGGGCGCAAGCUCAGUGAGAUGGACAGCGUCCUGAUGAAGAUCCACACCUCGCUGCUCUCAGAGGAGAGAGAGACUCUGUUGCCCAAUCUGCUGGUUCUUUGUGGUGAUCAUGGCAUGUCUGAAGCUGGAGGUCACGGAGCCUCUUCUGUGCAGGAAGUAAACACCGCUCUGAUCUUAAUCAGCUCUGCAUUUGAAAGGAAACCUGGUGACAUCAGACGUCCAAAGUAUAUUCAACAGACUGAUUUGGCUGCAACACUAUCAAUAGGGCUUGGUCUGCCGAUUCCAAAGAGCAACAUUGGCAGUCUUAUAUUCCCAGUUGUAGAAGGAAAACCAAUGAGGGAACAACUGAGAUUUUUACAUUUAAAUACAGUACAGCUUAGCAAGUUGUUGCAGGAGAAUGUUCCAUCAUAUAAAAAAGAGCCUGCGUUUGAGCAGUUUAAAGUGUCGGAAAGGUUGCACGGGACCUGGGUCAGACUGUACUUGGAGGGGAAUAGCUCAGAAGCCCUUUCCAACCUGGGAAGCAAGGUUCGCAGGCAGUACUUGGACGCGCUGAGGGCCCUGAGCCUGUCCCUGAGCAGACAAGCAGCCCAGUAUGACAUCUACUCCAUGGCGGUGGGGACCGUCCUGGUCCUGGAGGUCCUCGUGCUGCUUCUGCUCAGCGGCCCCCAGGCGCUGAGCGGCAAGGCCGAGCUGGAUGUCCCUCUGCCGUCGCCCGCGUUCUCUCUGCUCUGUUACCUGCUGCCCCUGGGCCUCGCAGCGCUCCACGUCACCGUGUGCACCUCCGCAGGCGGUGCGUGCUACCUGUGCAGCCUCCCGUGGCUGACAGCAGGUGGGCUGAUGGUGCUGGUUUCCACACUGCUCUGCGCAGUCCUGUCUGCUCUCACUGGGAUGUUUGCUGGUGGAAAGCGUCUGAGUAAGAAUCCACCUCAAUGCAACUCAAGGUGGUCGGAGUUAGAUCUUCUCAUCUUGCUGGGGACCGUGGGCCACAUGUUGAGUCUGGGCGCCAGCAGCUUCAUCGAAGAGGAGCCCCAGACCUGGUACUUCCUCGUCAACACGCUGUGCCUAGCUCUGUGCCACGAAAUCUACAGAAACUGCUUUCUGGGAGACGACUGUGCGCCUCAGCGUUGCCCGCACGCGGGAGAGGACUUUGACGGGGUCGCAGUGGCCCCACAGGGCAAGAGCCCUGGCCCUGACGUGUGGGAGCUCGACAGAGCGUCCAAGCACCCCUCUCCUGUGGGAGCGCUCAGAGGCCCUGAAAGGUGGAUGGUGCUGGCGAGCCCGUGGCUGAUUCUGACCUGCUGCCGGCUGCUUCGGUCACUGAACCAGACGGGUGUGCAGUGGGCCCACCGGCCUGACCUGGGGCACUGGCUCACCAGCUCUGAUCAUAAAGCUGAACUCUCUGUUCUGGCCGCAGUUUCCCUCAUCAUGAUUUUUGUGUUGGUUCAGAAGAGGUGCUCCCUGGCAUCAAAAGUGGCCAUGGCGUUUGGCCUGCUGGGCAUCUAUUGCUACAGGGUGGCCAUUGGAAAUCUGCUGUUCCCAUGGCAACAAAACAACAAAGACAUUUCAAAGGGCAUCACCGAAGCUCGUUUUGUUUAUGUCUUUGUCCUUGGCAUUCUGUUCACGGGCACCAAAGGGUUGCUUAAAUCUCAGAUCACUGCUGAUGACUUCACAGUCAAGACCGUGGGCCUCUGGGAAAUAUACAGCGGGUUAGUUCUGCUAGCGGCGCUGCUCCUCAGACCCCACAAUCUUCCCGUCUUAGCCCUGAGCCUCGUCAUCCAGACCAUCAUGACUCAGUUCAUCUGGCGGCCCCUGAGGCACGACGCAGCUGAGGUCACCGUGAUGCAUUACUGGUUUGGUCAAGCGUUCUUCUAUUUUCAGGGAAACUCCAACAGCAUCGCCACCGUAGACAUCUCAGCAGGCUUCGUGGGCCUGGACGCCUAUGUGGAGAUCCCAGCCAUGCUCCUGACGACGUUUGCGACAUACACGGGGCCUGUGCUGUGGGCCAGCCACCUGGUAAACUUCCUGACCUCAGAAGCCAGCAGCGGUUCGGCACUGAGUCAUGCUUGCUUCUGCUACGCACUGAUUUGUUCUAUUCCAGUUUGUGCAUAUAUCAUUUUUGUGACAUCCCUGCGUUAUCAUUUAUUUAUAUGGAGUGUGUUUUCUCCAAAGCUUCUCUAUGAGGGAAUGCAUCUACUCAUCACAGCUGCUGUCUGUGUAUUCUUCACAGCAAUGGACCAAACCAACACAAAAUCUUAG